AUGGUCAUCGGCAGCACACGCUUUCCACACAAGAAUAUCCAUAAGAUAACGUGGGUCUCCGCGGAUAACGUCACCCGAAACCAAAUAGACCAUAUUUUGAUAGACGGGAGACACUGCUCUAAUCUUCUGGAUGUCCGAAGCCGUAGAGGAGCAAACAUCGACUCCGAUCACCAUCUUGUUGUAUGCAAAAUAAGAGCACGAAUAUCAUGGUAUAAGUACACCAAAACGGUAACAACAAAAAAGAUUGAAACAACAAGGCUGAAGAGAGAGCAGGAUGUCAAAUACAAAUAUAUGGACACAGUUCACAGAGAACUUAUGAAAGUGGGCGAAAGAAAUAGCAACAGCAUUGGCGAUCCUGAUAGCACCUGGCGGAAUCUUAAAGGGGUUUUAUCUACGGCUGCUAGUGAGAUUUUGGGAUUUGAGGAAAAACCGAAGCGUAACGACUGGUUUGAUGAUGAAUGUCAAAAAAUCACUAAUGAGAAAAAUGAUGCAUACAGAUUAAUGCAACAGAAGUAA
Molecule: messenger RNA, 516 nt
Organism: Parnassius mnemosyne (clouded apollo)
Lineage: Eukaryota; Metazoa; Arthropoda; Insecta; Lepidoptera; Papilionidae
Source: the annotation of a GenBank genome assembly